AUGGGCGAACUGUAUAUUCCGCCGCACUCCGAAAGGGCGACUUCUUUCAGAACUUCUGUUUCUCUACUAGUACUGAACGUUUCACCCCCUGUCUCUCUGCAUUACAACCCAUCGCACUAUACUACCCCGUGUCAUCAAUCUGCGAAUGCCACGCCUGCCGAGGCGCACUUAAAAGGAGGAUGUUGUUGUUGCUCAGAGGCAAAAACUCCAAGUCAACUACGACUUUGCGGGCAGUCCCAGCAAAUCCCGAAAACGAAAAAGAUGUACACUCGGAGGCACGGGAAUUAG
Bipolaris victoriae FI3 is the source of this 288-nucleotide messenger RNA. RefSeq lists its product as hypothetical. Lineage: Eukaryota; Fungi; Ascomycota; Dothideomycetes; Pleosporales; Pleosporaceae. The coding region runs from base 1 to 288 and encodes 95 amino acids. The transcript has a single exon. The record is from RefSeq and is a predicted model, not a curated record.